CGUCGCUGCCGUGAAAUAAAUACUGAGCAAACUUUCUCUUUCUUCAGGUUCAAGCUGAGCAAACAUCAACACACCUUGUUUCUGAGGCUGAAGGGGAUUUUCACAGCCAUGAAAGCAUUUAUUCUUCUCUCGCUGGUCGCCCUGAUUCACGGCAGUAAUGCCGCUUUGCUCAUUAAAGGGCCCACGGAGCCGGUUCUGGAGGGCCAGUCUGUCACCAUUGAGUGUCGCUACGCAAACUCUGAGUUCAACAUCAGCGAGGUCCAGUUCCAGAUGCUCUACAAGUCCAGUGACAGAUGGCACCAGAUUUACGGGGAGUACAACUUCCGGCGAACUUGGUGCUACUAUUCGAUGCGGGUCAUGCAGACGGAGGACAGCCUGGUUCUGACCAUCCCCUACGCGGGCCGGUACAACAGCGGCCCGUACCGCUGCGUGUCCUCCGCGGAGAACGUGACCGCCCCAGACAACGCGUCGGAGCCGCUGGGCUUCAAAGUGCACUAUAUGGCCGAGCUGUCCCUGUCCAGGGAGGGCUACCGCUGCCUCCUGGGCGCCCCCAAGGAGCUGAGGGUGCGGCAGGGGGACGACGUUGUGCUGGAGUGCUCCGCCGCCUCGUCAGAGGAGCCCAAGUACUUCUGGUUCAAAGAGGGCAGCGACUGGAUCCUGCCUUCCCCCAAGCUGACGCUGAAGAAGGUGACUGCCAGCGACCAAGGACAGUACACCUGCAGCGCCGAGCACUCGGUGCAGUCGCUCAGCAAGAAGCGCAGCAUCAGCAUCACCGUGCUGCCUGAGAAUGCCCCGUGGUACCAGACCAGCAGCGGCCGCCUGGUUUUGUCCACCUCGCUGGCUGCCGUGGCUCUCGCGCUCUUCAUCAUCACCAUGACCGUGUUCCUGUGCCGCAGGGCCAAGCGGGCCAGAACCAGCAAGGGACCCAUCGAUGACCGGUCUCAGAAAAAGCCCAUCUACAAGAGCAGCGUGGAUUCCCUGCCCUCCACCAGCGGAGACAAGCAGCCCCUGGUGUGACCGCGUGGAGAUGAGAGGCCGGAAGACGCGGGAGGGCAGAAACUGGGCACGUGAAGGGGGAGGAGAUGCAGAGGGAUGCUAGGAGUCAGAUGGUAAAAAAAUGAUAUGACGAAUGAUGAUUUUAGGGGUUUAGAAGCUGCUUUGCUUGUGGGCAUAGACUACGGGUACGAGCCUGGACUAAAAGGUGAGAUUUGAUUUGAUCUGCAUUUACUCUGCAACGUAAUAUACUGUACCACUAUAGCUACAGUCAUAGCCAGCGAAUUGAGAGCGAGUCAUAAGCACUGGAGAACUGUACAGAAUCGGUCUAAACUCUCUGCUUUCAGCCGUGUUUUAUUUUGGUGAUUGGUCUCAGCUUCCUCUCCGACGCUGAAGCAGCUCAUCGCUGGAGCGUCUGUGAAAACGUUAUUACAAAGCCUUUCCCAUGACUAUUUAAUUCACUGUACUUUUGAUUUCUUUGAUAUUAAACAGCUGUCAGUAAAGCGAAAA
Betta splendens (Siamese fighting fish) is the source of this 1503-nucleotide messenger RNA. RefSeq lists its product as uncharacterized. Gene Ontology annotation, molecular function: cell adhesion molecule binding. The record is from RefSeq and is a predicted model, not a curated record. Lineage: Eukaryota; Metazoa; Chordata; Actinopteri; Anabantiformes; Osphronemidae. The transcript has 7 exons. The coding region runs from base 109 to 1017 and encodes 302 amino acids. Gene Ontology annotation, cellular component: cell-cell junction. Gene Ontology annotation, biological process: cell-cell adhesion.